Molecule: messenger RNA, 1674 nt
Organism: Saccostrea cuccullata (small rock oyster)
Lineage: Eukaryota; Metazoa; Mollusca; Bivalvia; Ostreida; Ostreidae
Product: KICSTOR complex protein kaptin-like
Exons: 12
Coding region: 38-1612 (524 amino acids)
Biological process (GO): negative regulation of TORC1 signaling; cellular response to amino acid starvation; actin filament organization
Cellular component (GO): actin cytoskeleton; lamellipodium; KICSTOR complex
Molecular function (GO): actin filament binding
Source: RefSeq, a predicted model, not a curated record
UUAACAAAGAUGCUCUCCGCAGUUUCGGAGGAAAAUAAUGUCAAGAAAAAGUUGGAAGUGGAGUGAUGCAAAUUUUUCAAGUUUACCAUCUCAUGAAAACAUUUUUGGCAUAACAACAACUCCACAAACAAACAUAUAUCUACACUCAAAAGUUGUAGACCCGAAUGGAUCUAAUAAGAUCGUGAUUGCAUCGUUAGCAGGGAGAAUUGUCGUCGUUGAAUAUCAUAGAAAUUUUGAUAACCUGAUUCCUUCUGCAAAAGAGAUCCAUUUUACAUACUUACCUGCUGAUGCAGAGCUCAUCUCACUAGAUGUAAUCAGCAAAUUCAACCAGGGAAAUGGAAUUAUUGUGGGCAUUACAUUUAUCAAGCAGAAACAAGGGAUAGAGGAUGGUGACAAUGCCUGUACUCAGUAUCUCAACAUCUAUUCUUCAUGUGAGCCAGGGGAGGAGUCACAUUUAGAAAGUAUUGCACAGGGAUGUGUAACAAUUGACUUGGAUUUUGUUCCAUAUCAGCUAACACACACACAAAUUGUGUCAGAAAAUAAAAAGGAAGAUGUAUUUCUUCUUGGUGGCAGUGACAACAGAGUUCAUAUAUACAAGGAGGGAUUUCAACACAGAUUUAUAGAGGAAGAUUCUGAUGAAUUUUUCCCAGAGUUUGAAGAUUUAAACAGCUGUGUCCAGUGGCUAGACAUUGAAUACUAUGAGUCAGACACCAGAAGACUGACCGCCAUGGGUCAUCAGAGUGGACUGGUGAAGCUGGCUGUGAUCGACGUAGCCAAAACAGUGGUUCUUCAUACAUUGGUAUCAGAACAUGACAGCCCCAUUACAAGUGUCAGGAUAUUUAACCCAGUUAAUGAUUUCUCACCACCGGCUUUCAUCAGAUCAGACAGUAUUCCCUCUCCUCAGGUAAAUGAAGUCCCAACAUUUCAUCUCCUAGUGGUCAGUGCUUUAUCACCUGCUGUGGUGCACAGAGAUGUUCUGAACAAGCACUUUAAGGACCGUCUAAUUUUACCUGGCAGUAAUUCCUAUGAUAUUCCUCUAUGUGUCUGUGUGAUGGAUGUAGAUUUUGAUGGACAGAAUGAACUCCUAGUUGGAACAUAUGGCCAGGAACUUUUGGCCUACAAGUUUGUAGAUUUUAACGAGGAAAGCAAACAGCUGGAGGAAAAUUAUGAUCAAAUCUCCAAAACAACAGACUCUCUGGACGAUACUCGUAAUCGUCACAAAUCUAGUGAAUGCAACCAUUCUAAUAACUUUGAUGAGGACUUGACAAAAGCCAAUCUUUCUCGUAAAACCAAAUCCCAGGAAAACAUUUCUACAGACUCCCAGUGCUGUGAGAACACCUGCCUAGUGAACAUGUAUAACAACGCUACCUACCCCUCCCCCCACCAGGCGGGGUACCAGCUCCUGUGGCAGAGGAGCUUCUCUUGUCCUGUGAUGGGGGUGGAUAGACUGGACAUUGUAGGAGAUGGCCUUGAUGACCUCAUUGUGGUCACUCUCAAAGGAGUCCAUAUUGUACAGCCUGAUUUGUUUGAUGUUGCAAAAGUGUGUUCAGAGAGACUGGAUUUGUUGGCCAAACUGGUACAAGAUUCAAAACUGGAAGAUAAAGAAACUUGAAACAAUGCACCUUAACUUGUUAAAAGCAUAUUCUGAAACUAUAACCGUGUUUUACUGUAAUG